This is a messenger RNA of Xyrauchen texanus (razorback sucker), 2639 nucleotides long. RefSeq names its product AP-3 complex subunit mu-2. The transcript has 9 exons. Gene Ontology annotation, cellular component: clathrin adaptor complex; cytoplasmic vesicle. The record is from RefSeq and is a predicted model, not a curated record. The coding region runs from base 272 to 1528 and encodes 418 amino acids. Lineage: Eukaryota; Metazoa; Chordata; Actinopteri; Cypriniformes; Catostomidae. Gene Ontology annotation, biological process: intracellular protein transport; endocytosis.
AAAUAUGGAUGCAGAAUGGAUGCGGAUGUGAUCCGGAUACCCACCUAACCAGCCUUUCCUAUUGCUUCAGUCUAGCUUGCUGCGUGCUAUCUUAAAACUAGUCUUUUAUGCAGUAACAAGAUAGUGCUGUUGAAUAUUAAAUGAGCUCAGAGGCCUAUCAGUUACCUAUUAUAAUGUUUGCAGGCGUCGGCUCGAGCAUUGCCUGAACGACAUUAAGACCUAACCGGCUUCAAAUCUGCUCUUUCACUGCAUCGGUUCGAAAGCUGUCGCGAUGAUCCACAGUCUAUUCCUGGUUAACGCAUCGGGGGAUAUCUUCUUAGAGAAGCACUGGAAGAGCGUGGUCAGCCGAUCCGUAUGCGACUACUUUUUCGAGGCUCUGGAACGCGCCACGGAACCGGAGAACGUGCCCCCGGUCAUCCCGACCCCGCAUCACUACCUGAUUAACGUGCUUCGCCACCGCAUCUACUUUGUAGCCGUCAUACAGAGCGAAGUGCCACCUCUGUUUGUCAUCGAGUUUCUCCACAGGGUUGUGGACACAUUUCAGGACUAUUUUGGUGUGUGCACAGAGGCAGCUAUUAAAGACAAUGUUGUUGUGGUCUAUGAGUUACUUGAGGAGAUGUUGGAUAAUGGCUUUCCUCUGGCCACCGAAUCGAACAUCUUAAAAGAGCUCAUUAAACCACCGACCAUCCUACGAACAGUGGUGAACACCAUCACAGGAAGUACUAAUGUUGGUGAGCAGCUUCCAACAGGCCAGCUAUCGGUGGUACCAUGGCGGCGCACAGGUGUCAAAUAUACCAACAAUGAAGCGUAUUUUGAUGUGGUGGAAGAGAUCGAUGCAAUCAUUGACAAAUCAGGCUCUACUAUCACUGCUGAGAUCCAGGGAGUAAUAGAUGCCUGUGUGAAACUUACUGGGAUGCCCGAUCUAACCUUGUCAUUUAUGAACCCUCGGUUGCUGGAUGAUGUGAGUUUCCACCCCUGUGUGCGGUUUAAACGUUGGGAAGCGGAGAGAAUUCUCUCCUUCAUCCCCCCAGAUGGCAACUUCCGCCUUCUCUCCUACCACGUCAGCUCUCAGAACCUGGUGGCCAUCCCAGUGUAUGUGAAGCACAACAUCAGCUUCAGAGAAGGCAGCUCUCAGGGCCGCUUCGAGCUCACUUUUGGCCCAAAACAGACCAUGGGUAAGGCUGUGGAAUCUGUGCUGGUGAGCAGUCAGCUGCCUCGUGGCGUCCUUAACGCUAACCUCAAUCCUUCCCAGGGUACUUACACUUUUGACCCUGUCACCAAGCUUUUGUCAUGGGAUGUGGGUAAAAUAAACCCCCAGAAAUUACCCAGUUUAAAAGGCUCAAUGAGUCUCCAGGCUGGAGCCUCCAAACCUGACGAAAACCCUACAAUCAACAUCCAGUUCAAGAUUCAACAGUUGGCUAUUUCAGGUCUGAAGGUAAAUAGGUUGGACAUGUAUGGCGAGAAGUACAAACCUUUCAAAGGCAUCAAGUACAUGACCAAGGCCGGAAAAUUCCAGGUCCGAACCUAGAUGAACUCUCUCUGUUUAAAUUCCAAAAUGAAAACAAUUGGGUUGCAUCAAAACGGGCAAAGAAGAGAGGAGGAGCAAGUUCGAGUAGAUACGUUUCCUUCGGAAAGCGUUUCAGAAUUGAUGCAGGAAAAUGAAUAAGACUCUGUCUGCCAUUGUUGGGAGUAUAUGACUCUGCGCAGAUUCAAUGUUGUUGUUAACACUAUCAAACGUGCUAUUACAGGUCCUUUCCAGGUUAAAGGGACAGUAAUUCACUGUCUUUGCAUCCAAUGUUUUUGCAGUCUUUACCUUACAGUUGCAUGACAGAUAAGGUAUCUUUCCUCUUAAUCUUCCGACUCUUUAUUUCCUCUUUUCGUACCCUUUCUUGGUUUAUUCUUUUUUGUCUGUUGUAUACAUUUGUCCUUCAAUACAGCUCUGUAAUUCCGUCCUCGCUUUUCGAAGGUCUCAUUUUUUAUAAUAUUGAACUGUAGUGUACUCUGUUGUUGUUAUGUAUUGAUUUUUUCUCUCCUCCUCUGAAAAGCAAGUCUAUAAGUGACUCAUGCCUGCAUUGCAGAACAUUAAUCAUAUGCUCCCAUUAGACUGAUUUUGACCUCCGUCCAAAAUGGUCAUGUGCAAAGUUUUACUGCAUCAAUUCCAAGAUGUUUGCAGCAUGCUUCAUCCAAACUCUCAUGUUGGAAUGUUGUGAAAAGUGUUUCUAAAGCUAUUUAUUGGAUAACUGACCAUACCAAUCCAUGAAACUAUCUGUGGUGCUUGAAUGUCCAGUGUCCUUCGUCUUACCCGGAAUUCUACUUGGAUAGAAAAGUCCUUGGCUAAAAUGCGAAACCACAUACUACAAUACUAUUACUGUUUCUUAGUACUAAGAGUAGUAUGCGAUUCUGAAUUUAGCCCUGGAAACAGUCAUACACUUUAGCAUUUGUCCAGUCAUUCAUAUUGCGAAGCAAUUUAAAUGUUUUUGUUAUGGUGGUUUAUGGUUAGUUUAUUUACAGCUACUGAAUGCAGUAUACAAUGAUUGGAAAAUAUGUAUAGAAUUACGUUUUAGCUUUUUUCUUUAGAACUAUUUGGCAGACAAAUUAAACCGUUUACAGUGCUGUGAAAUAAAAGAGUAAACUAACAU